Molecule: messenger RNA, 1479 nt
Organism: Colletotrichum destructivum
Lineage: Eukaryota; Fungi; Ascomycota; Sordariomycetes; Glomerellales; Glomerellaceae
Product: Putative major facilitator superfamily, MFS transporter superfamily
Exons: 6
Coding region: 1-1479 (492 amino acids)
Biological process (GO): transmembrane transport
Cellular component (GO): plasma membrane
Molecular function (GO): transmembrane transporter activity
Source: RefSeq, a predicted model, not a curated record
AUGGGCUCCCCGAGCGCCGAAACCCAGUACGAUAUGCCGGCCUCAGGCGCUGUUGCGGCCGCUCCGGCAGCACCGACCGCACCGACUGCUCCGAAUACUCCGGCCGCCCCCGCCACGGCCCCUCCCCGGCCCGGCGCAACGGACGACGUCGUGAUGCAGAUGCCCACCUGGCGCAAAUGGGUUACCCUCGCCGUCGUCUGCUGGAUGGCCCUGCCCGUCACCUUCUCCGGCAGCUCGAUCCUCUCGGCGACGACCGAGGUGGCCGCCGACUUCGGCACGUCGACGCACGCCAUCAGCACGGCCAACGCCGGCGUCUUCGUCGCCAUGGCGCUGUCGGCGCUCAUCUGGCUGCCGGCCAGCACGAUCCUCGGCCGCCGGACGACGUACCUCGUCGCCAACGCGCUGCUGACGCUGUGCUCGGUGGGCUCGGCGCUGGCGGGCAGCUUUGCGCUGUUCACGGCCAUCUGGGUCGUCGGCGGCACGACGGGGCCCUUUUUCCUCGUGGCGGGCCAGACGAUCCUGGCCGACAUUUUCGAGCCGACGACUCGUGGUACGGCUGUCGGGUUCUUCUUGGGCAGCUGCGUCGCGGCCAACACGAUAGCCCCGCUGACUGGCGGCGUCAUCGUCAACUUCACCAGCUGGCGCGUCAUCUACGGCGUCCAGGCGGGCAUGGCGUUCCUCGGCCUGAUCAUGGCCUUCUUCUUCGUCCCUCGGGCCAGCGAGCUGGCCAAGCACCAGAUCGCGGAAAAGACGCCGGUGCGGUCCCUGAGAGACCUCGCGCAUGCCUUCAACCCGAUGGGGGUCUUUCGUCAGUUCCGGUACCCCAACAUCCUCGCCGCCAACUUCGCCUGCGGCCUGCUGGGCUUCAACCAGUACGGCCUCCUCAGCUCGAUCCGACGCGUCAUCAACCCCCGGUUCGACCUCACCUCGCCCCUCAUCAGCGGCCUGUUCUAUCUCGCGCCGGGCGCCGGGUUCCUGAUGGGCAGCACCAUCGGCGGCCGCGUCUCGGACCACACGGUCAAGCGGUACAUGCGCAAGCGCAACGGGCUCCGGCUGCCGCAGGACCGGCUGAAAAGCAGCCUGCCGGCCAUCUUCCUCGUGCUGCCCGCCGGCACGCUGGUGUUCGGGUGGAGCCUGCAGAGGGAGGCGGGCGGGAUGGCGCUGCCCAUCGUCAGCUCCUUCUUCGAGGGCCUCGGACUCAUGUGGUCGUUCAGCGGGCUGAACACGUACUCCGCCGAGGCGUUGCCCGAGCACCGUACGGCCGUCAUCAGCGGCAAGUACAUCAUUCAGUACAGCUUCGGGGCAGGCAGUGUCGGCGGGCUGGUGCCCAUGAUAGAUGCCAUCGGGGUAGGGUGGUCGUUUACGAUUACUGCAAUCUCGGCCCUGUUGGCCGGAGUCUUGGUUUUGAUGAUUUCGAAAUUUGCAUCGCGGGCGCAGGACUGGGUGGAGAAGAGCAACAGCGACGAUAACGACGAAUGA